Molecule: messenger RNA, 3725 nt
Organism: Rosa rugosa (rugosa rose)
Lineage: Eukaryota; Viridiplantae; Streptophyta; Magnoliopsida; Rosales; Rosaceae
Exons: 1
Coding region: 77-3601 (1174 amino acids)
Biological process (GO): peptidyl-serine phosphorylation; peptidyl-threonine phosphorylation
Molecular function (GO): protein serine/threonine kinase activity; ATP binding; protein binding
Source: RefSeq, a predicted model, not a curated record
AUCUUCAUUCAUUCCCACUCUUGCGAUAAUUUCUACUCUUUCCCAAUCAGAUUUCUGAUCCAAGCCCUAGUUCACAAUGGAAGCCCCAAUUUCCGUCGAAAACCCUAAAACCUCCGAAGACCCAGAAACCUCCGAUUCCACAUUGCAAGUCGUCGACGACGGUGCCGUCGUCGUCGCCGGAGCCGGAGCCGGAGCCGACUCGAUCCUCGACGUCUCCGGCCAAAGCCUGGACUUCCCGAUCGGCGAGAACUCCGGCGACGACGUCGGGGAUCUAUACCUCUACAAAAAUGUGUACAAUUUACUGCCUAAAUCCAUCGCCGGACUAAAAGGCUUGAAGACGCUGAAGUUCUUCAGCAACGAGAUCAAUCUGUUCUCGUCGCCGGAGAUCGGCGACAUGGCAAGGCUAGAAUGCAUGAGGAUCUCGUCGCCGGAGUUCGACGGUUUGCCGCUGCACAAAUUCAAAGCGCUGAAGGAGCUGGAGCUCUCCAAGGUCACAUCUCGGUGCUCGGCGGUUCCGAUUUUGAGCCAGAUCGCCGGACUCAAGCUCCUCACGAAGCUAUCGGUAUGUUAUUUCUCUAUAACUUUCCUUCCUCCGGAGAUUUGCUGCUUAAAGAGUUUGGAGCAUCUGGAUCUUUCGUUCAACAAGAUGAAGACUUUGCCGGGAGAAAUUGGCAAUUUGAAUGCUCUGGUGUCGUUGAGAGUUGCCAAUAAUAAAUUGGAGGAAUUGCCUGAGGGUUUGUCCAGAUUAGCUAGGCUGGAGAACCUGGACUUGUCGCAUAAUAGGCUGACGUCAUUGGGGGUUGUUGAUUUUGGGUUGAUGCUGAGCCUCCAGAAUUUGAAUCUCAAGUACAAUAGGCUUUCGAGUGAGUGUGUAGUGCCUUCGUGGAUAUGCUGCGAUUUGGAUGGGAAUGGAAAUGAUGUGUCUGGCAGUUCUUCAGUCGAGUUGGAUUGCUCAGCGAAUGUAAUUAGUGUGUCUAGUAAAUCGAGAAGUAGGUUUCUAGCAAGUUGGAGGUCGGAUGGGAGGAAGUGUUAUUUUCGGUGGAGAGCUCCAGGAUGCGUAAAUAAAGGCAGGAUGCCCAUGCCGAUGCGUGUGGAGGAAGAUGGAGAAAGUAAAACAGAAAAUGUAGAUGUUACUGAUUCUGCAGUAGAUGAGGAUGAGGAUGAAGGUUUAGUAUCUCGAGAAGCUGAAAUUUGUUCGAUUGUUAUCUCUACUGCAGUAGAUGAAGGUGAUAAAAAAGAUUGUGAGGUUGAAGUAUCCUCAAACAGUCAAGAGGUUGCUUGUGAGCAAGAUGAAGCAUUAUGGUCAGAAAUGUUAAAAGCCACUUCCGGAUCCAAGAGGAAGGAGCAUGUUGGGGAUCUCAAGAAGCCGAAUUGCAAGAAUCCAAAAUCUGGUGGGAUUAGUGGUAUAUCUAGUUAUGAUAUUUCACUAGAUCAAGGUGAUAAAAACAAUUACGAGAAUGAAGUAUCCUCCUCAGCCAGUCAAGAGGUUGUCGGUGAGAAAGAUGAAGAAGCAUCAUGUUUAGAAAAAUCAGAAACUACUUUGGGAUCCAAGAGGAAGAAUUCAAAUGGUGAUGAGGAUGUUAAGCAGCCAGAUUGUGAGAAUGGUGAUGGGGAUGUUAAGCAGCCAGACUGCAAGAAUGGUGAUGGGGAUGUUAAGCAGCCAGACUGCAAGAAUGGUGAUGGGGAUGUUAAGCAGCCAGACUGCAAGAAUGUUGUUGGGGAUAAUAAGCAGCACAAGAGAUUACGUCUUGAUCAAGUACAUAGUCAUGAUUGUUCAAAUUUAUCUCAAAAAUUUAGUGAUACGUCUUUUUGCAGUAUUGAGGACAGUCUUCAAGAUGGCUUUUAUGAUGCGGGACGUGAUAGGCCGUUCAUGCCACUGGAGAGUUAUGAUGAAAAUUUCCCUCUUGACUCACGUGAAGUUAUUUUCUUGGACAGCGGAAAGGAUGAUGAGUUGGAUGGAAUUUUUCAGUCUGCCAGAGAUGUGGUUCACCGUUUGAAUGAGUUAAAUGAUAAUCGCACUGAUGAGCGACAGAUUGCAAUGUUUCUUGCUCUCUUUGUGUCAGAUCAUUUUGGAGGGAGUGAUAGGGUUGCUGGUGUUGAACGGAGACGCAAAGGUGGUCCUGACGCAAAUGUCAGGAAGCCUUUUGUAUGCACCUGCUCAACUAGAAACGGUGAACCUAUUAAUUUAUCCACCAAACCAUACUUGCAGACGGUUGAAGAUAAUGCUUUUGUUGAUAUCUCUGAGAAAUCUCUCCGCUCUAUUAAAGCAAGACAUAAAUCUAUCCUAGUUCCUAUAGGAACUGUGCAGUAUGGUGUUUGCAGACAUAGAGCAUUGCUAUUGAAGUAUCUAUGUGAUCGGAUGGAGCCUCGAGUACCUUGUGAGCUUGUUAGGGGAUACCUGGAUUUCAUGCCCCAUGCUUGGAAUAUUAUACCAGUCAAGAAAGUUGACUCAACUGAGACUCGUUGGAUAGUUGAUGCAUGUCGUCCAAAUGACAUGAGAAAGGAAACAGAUCCUGAAUAUUAUUGUAGGUAUAUUCCUAUGACACGGAUCAAAGUUCCUCCUUCUGGAAGCAACUUUGGUUGUUCUUUGCCACAUUCUUUGCCCUCUUUUGAUGGAACUCUGAACAAAUCUGGCAGUUCUCUCAUUCAGUGCAAAUAUGGAUCAGUUGAGUUAGCAGCAAAAAUGCGUACUUUGGAGGUAGAUGGGACUUCAGGGGAUGAUGUUAGGAAGUUCGAGUACAACUGCUUAGGGGAAGUAAGAAUGUUAAGUGCUUUGCACCACCCCUGCAUAGUAGAGUUGUAUGGACAUCAGAUAUCAUCCAAGUGGGCUCCUUCAGUGAAUGGCACUCCUGGCUCCCGUACUUUGCAAUCAGCAAUUUUCAUGGAGUACAUAAAUGGGGGUUCCUUAAAGAGUUACAUAGAAAAGCUAUCAAAAGCUGGUGAGAAGCAUGUCCCUGUGCAUUUAGCUGUUUGCAUUGCUAAAAAUGUUGCUUCUGCACUGGUGGAGCUGCAUUCAAAGAAUAUCAUUCAUCGAGACAUCAAAAGUGAGAACAUUUUGAUUGAUUUGAAUAGCAAGACAGCUGAUGGGACCCCUGUUGUGAAGCUCUGUGAUUUUGAUAGAGCGGUGCCUCUUCAGUCGUACUUGCAUUCCUGCCUUGUCGCUCAUGUAGGAAUACCUCCUCCUAAUGUUUGCGUUGGAACACCUCGCUGGAUGGCUCCAGAGGUUCUGAGAACAAUGCAUGAGCAAAAUAUUUAUGGACUGGAAGUUGACAUCUGGUCAUUUGGAUGCCUUCUUUCCGAAUUGUUGACUUUGCAACUUCCUUACUCCGGAGUAGCUGAUUUGGAGAUACAUGACCUUAUUGUGACAGGACAACGACCUAAGUUAACGGAUGAGUUGGAGGCGCUUCUGCUAUUUAUGGAGGAGCCAGUGGCUCGAUCAGCUGGAGAGCUUGGGGGAACAGAGGCUGACUUAGACACACUAACAUUUCUUGCUGACUUGUUCUGCAAAUGUACUGAGGAGAAUCCGCACAGUCGUCCAACAGCUGAGAACAUCUACAAAUUGUUGCUCGAACACAGCAUGCAGCUUACAAACUCUAGUUAGAAUUACUAGGUUAAAGUUAGGUACUUCCACUUCAAAUUUUGUAAUCCUAAUGAUGGUUCAUUGUUACAAUAAUGUUAGUUUAUUUACCUUGAACCCAAGGUUUGGGUUUGUCCAAGUUUCUGUG